This is a messenger RNA of Mytilus californianus (California mussel), 3905 nucleotides long. RefSeq lists its product as uncharacterized. Gene Ontology annotation, cellular component: endoplasmic reticulum; protein phosphatase type 1 complex. The coding region runs from base 182 to 2047 and encodes 621 amino acids. Gene Ontology annotation, molecular function: protein phosphatase regulator activity. The record is from RefSeq and is a predicted model, not a curated record. NCBI's taxonomy places the organism in Eukaryota, Metazoa, Mollusca, Bivalvia, Mytilida, Mytilidae. Gene Ontology annotation, biological process: response to endoplasmic reticulum stress. The transcript is spliced from 2 exons.
CUGGAUAUUUUGCGGAGUAAGUCGUAAUUGUGAUCCCAGCACACCAGAAAUUGUAAGAAAAGUUAUUGACAGUUCAUUGAAGGAGUAUUACUUUGCCAACAACCCUGUGUCAGACGGUUGGAACCAUUAUUCAACAAACAUUUCAAGAGAAGCCGCUGGAUAAGUAGUUUGAUUUAAAAUUAUGCCAUAUGGGAAACGUGUUGACCCUAAUCACGUAACGCGGGUACCCUUCAUGAGACUCGACAGUACGGGUGAAAUUUCGUCAGACAGUUCGUCCAGUGACACUAUGAUUGACCAUAGUUCUAGGAAGAGUGUUAAUAAUAAACAAUUGAUCAAUUGUAAGGGAGUUGACCUCAGGAACAUGUUUAAUAGAAAGUACACGAACUUAGGUGCUUACAGGAAUAACUUGACUGCUGAGGACAGCCAUAAUUCAUGUAAAAUAUUGAAGGAUAUUGUAAACAAAACAAUUAUAGACAAGUCAAAACCAAUAAUGACUGAAUCAAAAGGAAAAUCUUAUUGUCCGCUCACAUGCCAGAGCAGUAUGAUUUGGAACAACAAGCCAAUGUUCCAUCCUGCUGUAGUGGCAUCAACGUUUGGGAUAACAGCACCAUCAAGUACAACAUCGGAAAGAUCAUACAUUCCAAAAAUGACUUAUUGUAAUUUGAAUCGGUGCUAUAAAAAUAAAUUUAAGCAAAAUUAUUUAACAAAGAUUUCUUGCAGUUCUGCUGGUGCUUCAGGAAAUUUCAAUCAGACAAAACAUUCCAGAAAAAACUGUGAUAAAGACAGAACUGUAAACGAGGAAAAAACUAAUAAAAAAGAGUCUGUUUUAACAUGUUCAUAUGCUACUUCUAGUCCAGAUACGAAAAGUGUGCAAUCAAAUCCACAGCAUUGUGAUGAAGAAAAAUGUGAUAAGAAAAAUGACAGCAAAAAAUAUAUUUUGGAGCAACCCAUAGAAGGGGGAAAAAGCAACCGAUUGGAGCAACAAAUAAAGGACAGCGAAGAAAAUUGUGAACUAUUAGAGAACAGUGGUGAAGUUGUAAACAGUUGGUUAGAUUUAUGUACAGAUGAUGAAUGUGAAGAACUGAAGACUCAGGUUGUACCUGAUUCAAGGGAUUACGAAGAAGGGCAAAAUGCCAAAAAUAUAACAUGUGCAGAGAAGUCCAAUAUUGACAAAAUUGGAGGCACUGAAAAGAAUGACAAAAGCUUCAGUUUCAGGAAUCAGAUUCGUGACUCCGAUGGAAAGCCUUCACAGUUUCAAAUUCAUAUCAAUGCAAUUAACUCUCAACAAUCUUCUAGUAGUGAAACGGAUAAAAAUAGUGAAGAAAAUUCAUUAGAAGAUAAAUCUUUUAUACUGUUUAUUAGGAAAGAAAAUAAAAAAUGUAGACCCUCAGCUAAAAAGCGACGUAGAUCCAAAGCUAAGAAGGAGGAUGCUACAGAGGAGACAACUGAGUCGGAAGAUUCUUUCCGAAAGUGCCAAAAUCCAGCUGUUGCUUUCAUGUUAGGUUUUAGUCCAGACAAUGACACUAGUGAACCGCAAAAUCAAUCUUCACAUUCUUUUUUUAUGACAUUUGAAGAUGAUGAAGACUUUAGUGAUUGGUCAGAUGAUGAAGAUGAUGAUCAAAAUGAUGGAAACUGUAUAGGUUCAGAUUUACUUGCCUCUGGAUUUAGCAUGCCUUUAAAUUUGAAUGUUAUUUGCUCUGUGAAACAACCAGAAACAGAUGAGCAUUCCAAAAAGUUAAAAGACAUAAAUCUUGCGUGGGAGGUUCAGAUUAGUAGACAUCCUCAAUCAGCCAAUAAUGAUGAUAGAAAAAAAUCUACGAAAAAGGAUAAAAAGGUACACUUUCCAGAGGAUGCAAAGAUUGCCAAAGUACACCACAUGAUUACUUGGGCACACGCAUAUCAGGCAGCAAGAAAAGGCCAUUGGCGAGAAGUUGUACUUGAUCAUGAACGUUUUCAAAGACGCAUAGAUGAAACAGAAAAAAUUCUUACUCCAGUAUUAUUAACAGAACAUAGAAACAAAAUGUUCAAAUUACUAUCAGAAUCUUAGAUGAAAACAAAAACUAAAUAUGUUAUAGAUAUGUUGAAAUAGGAGGUAAAAAUGAAAAAUCUGAAUAAUGGUAUUAAUACAGGUAGCCUGAAAAGAUGGAUUCGGUUUGUUUUACAAAUUUUGUUUACAGUCCCAAUUAUCCAUUCUAAAAAUUUAAACUCUAAAAUGGUUUUAAAAUGUUUUUUAGGCAAUUAGUUUCAAAUUUUAGUUGUGAUACUUUUUUCGAGAUAUUAUACAUGUAAAUGACUUGAUAUUAAAAUAUUUGUAUUUUUUAUGAUUUAUAAGACAUUAAGACUUUGCAGUUGAAAGUGAUAUACCUCAAGAAUACAGGAACAAUUUCAAUAUACAUGUUCUGCUAUUUCCUACUGUCAUGACUGUUUAUUACUAUUUACGACUGGAAUAAUUCCCAAACAUUACUGUUUAAAGGUGAAAUUUAAACUUAAUGCAGAGUAUUUUCCCUUUCUAAACAUACAUUUCUUUCACUUAUGUGGGGUAUUACAGAAAAAUGGAUAAAUUGUUUUGAAUUUGGUGAUGGUUACAUUAUGAUUUUUUAAUUGCAGUUUUAAGUUUGCAUGUUAAUCAUGUUAAUGAAUAUGAUGAAUGUUUCCAAACAUUUAUACUUAAAAUUAAAUUAAGUUUGGAGAAAAAAACUGAAUUGAUUUUUCAAAAUUAUUAUCUACUCUGUCUUCCAAGAUAGGAUUGUAAAAAAAAAAAUAUAAACAUAUAUUUGCUAAGUAUUAUUUCUGCAUGCAUGUUAGAUAUGAGCAGGGUUUGUUCAAGAUUACACUCUGUAUAUCAUUAUAUGUAAAUAAGUGGCUGCAAAAAUCUGUGAUAAUGUGUGAUUAGUAAAGGGUGUGCAAAAAUAGCUGUUGAAAUUUGAUAUUUUUUAAAAGAAUGACAUUACAGUUUCUUUAAUGUUGAGCAACUUUCAAGUAAAUAUAACCAUUGGUCCUAAACUUCAAAAAUGGUUAGAUACAUGUACAUGUAUCUCAGUCCUGUAAUGGUUUGAGUUUGAAAAUGUUUCAGGACUCCAGAGCUUGCACACAAUUCGCCGUUUCGUAAUCUAAUGCAUUCUGGGUAAUAUUUUCAAAAGCGUACACCUAGUGAUUGGCUAACAACGUCCCAAAUAAUUGAAAUUCAACAAAUGAUGUGACGCUUUCAUUUUGGGGUACGAACAAUAAAUUACCCAUAGUCCUUCAGAUUAUGAAACUGAAUUAUGACAAUGUUACUGCUUUUAAGCUAUUUUAUAUUUUUACUUUACAUCUUCAUUGCUUCAUUGUUCAUUUGAUUAUGCAAUAGUUCAUGAUAUUUACCCAAUGUUACGUUAAGAAUUUAGGGGAUGUAAGUUCCUGGCUCACACACAAAUGUUUUGUAAUCAUAAAAAAAAUUACACUUACAAUUGAAAUUGAAACAAAGGACUAGAUUUGUAUUAUUUUUGAUAAAUUAUAUAAUCUUUAAAAAUGUAAAUGAUUGAUCAAUAGGCAUUCAAAUAUCUAAGUGGAAUUACCGCAAGGAGUUAAUUAAAAUAAUAUAUAUGCAUGUAUACAUUAAAUUUUGAAAAAAUCAACCAAAAUUCUCAAAAUUAUGUAAGGCCAAAAUAUGUUUUGAGUCAGUCAGCUGUGGCAAACUACAAAUUGUAAUGUUGGUCCAGCAUUGAUUAAAUUAUACUCAUCAGGCUUAUUGGAAAAUCACUUAGAACUUGUCAGCACUUUAUAUCUCCUCUAAUUUCUGGUAUACAUGUAUUAUGUUUCAUAUUUGCAAUUGCCUUUUUCAUGUUCAUUUUAGUCAAAUACAAAUUUUUGUUCACUCAUACAAUGGUGUCAUUUAUGAAUGAAUAGCGCUUGAUAUUUUAUUGAAA